AUGGGCCGUAUUCGCCGCACUUUGCUUCAAGGGCUGCUAUUUGCCUCCUCACUUUCGUCUUCCUACAUGGCCUAUGCCGCAGCAGGCAUUCUCACCAAUUGCAAAUCGCCAGCGGUGGUAGUUCUAACUGGGUCAAUGGAACCUGGCAUUCAUCGCGGCGACCUCUUGUUCCUCAGCAACUGGUCGCCCCAAGAAUAUCAGAACGGUGACAUUACGGUCUAUGAAGUUCCCGGACAGAUGGUCCCCAUUGUCCAUCGCGUGCUGGAGAUGCGUGAAUCUGGAGCGAGUCCUCGCAGAUUCAUGACCAAGGGUGACAACAACGAUGUGAACGACAUUUCGCUCUACAACGGUCUUGAGUGGCUCGAGCCGGAGCACCUUGUUGGGAAGGUGCAAGGCAUUAUACCCUACGUGGGAUACGUCUCUAUCAUCUUUAACGAAUACCCUCGUGUUCGUAAUGCUGUAUUCCUACUGUUGGGUCUGUCUAGUUACAUGGUCAGCGGAUGA
Messenger RNA from Mycena indigotica, 504 nucleotides. RefSeq names its product Signal peptidase complex catalytic subunit SEC11. The record is from RefSeq and is a predicted model, not a curated record. Gene Ontology annotation, cellular component: membrane; signal peptidase complex. The transcript is spliced from 6 exons. Gene Ontology annotation, molecular function: serine-type endopeptidase activity. The coding region runs from base 1 to 504 and encodes 167 amino acids. Lineage: Eukaryota; Fungi; Basidiomycota; Agaricomycetes; Agaricales; Mycenaceae.